AUGCCUAAGCGGGUAGACUUGACCAGGCAAGUGAGUGCGGUUUUAAACGGGGAGCUUCCCCCUAAACUCAAAGAUCCGGGUACGCCAUUGAUAAAUAUACAAGUUGGUAAUUUUCAAAUGGCAAAGGCGUUACUUGAUCUUGGAGUCGGGGUAAGCAUUUUACCGGGGGGCUUAUAUGACCAAUACGAUUUUGGUCCGUUAGCAAGAGUGGAGACAAUGGUUGUUUUAGCCGAUUUGUCCAUUAAGCUACCCCGAGGGAUGGUUCAAAAUGUGAUUGUAGAAAUUGAUGAGUUUUAUUGCCCGGUUGACUUUCUAGUCUUGGACUACUCGUCCGCGGACCCAAAACAACAACAAAACGUAAUUUUGGGUCGACCAUUUUUGAGCACCGCGCAUGCCGUGAUCGAUUGUAGAUUUGAUUUAGUCGAUGGAUGCAACCCGCACGAGUACGAGGAGGAUGGCAUAGAUAUUUGUUUGUGUGAUUUUUCUGAACAAGUACAUGCGUGUGCACUAGGGGUUGAGGAAGAAAAGCAAGAUGCUAUGGCUUUAAAGGAAGGUCGACCGCCAUGGACUCAUCAAUUCGAAGGCUUGCCGCCGGAAAUAAGUUCGGGUACUAAACUAUCGCUAGAGGAACCGCCAAAGUUGGAACUUAAGGACUUGCCGAGCCAUUUAAAAUAUGCUUUCUUAGGGGAUAAUGACACUCUACCAGUCAUUAUUGCCUCUAAUUUAGAGAUGGCACAAGAAUAA
Helianthus annuus (common sunflower) is the source of this 744-nucleotide messenger RNA. RefSeq lists its product as uncharacterized. The record is from RefSeq and is a predicted model, not a curated record. The transcript is spliced from 2 exons. The coding region runs from base 1 to 744 and encodes 247 amino acids. Lineage: Eukaryota; Viridiplantae; Streptophyta; Magnoliopsida; Asterales; Asteraceae.